Molecule: messenger RNA, 1080 nt
Organism: Nothobranchius furzeri (turquoise killifish)
Lineage: Eukaryota; Metazoa; Chordata; Actinopteri; Cyprinodontiformes; Nothobranchiidae
Source: RefSeq, a predicted model, not a curated record
GGUCCGGGAUACGGGGUACGGUGUGAAGAAAUUAAGGCACGCUAUGGAGACACUGGACGAAAUAACAAUUGCCACCCUGAAAGAAGCAAAUGUUGGAGAAGACCUGCUCUCAUCACUUACACGAGAUGACAUCAAAGAUCUGUUUCCUGGUCCUGAACAUUUCCUCAGGCGUCGGGCUCUAUGGCUUGCAGUGCACAAAUGUGAAGAAAACAAGACUGCUGCUGAAAGAACGCUAACAACUACUGGAGAUGGUGACUUCUCCAGAGAGGAACCCAGCACUUCUAAGUUUGUGACUAUGUCCAAUCCAGAGUACAUAGUCUUCACAGACAGUGAACUUGAUCAAGCUCGACGUUCCUACUUUGAAAAGAAGCGGCUGGGGACAGAGUGUGCUGAACCUUUGUCAAAGGAACUCUUUUGUCGACUCGUAAGAAACACCAUGACAAACAUGAUUUCCAUAGCAAGAGCAGCUGAGGACUCCAGAUACCCCAGCAAACAUGAGGUUGAUGCCAUGGCAAAGCGAUUAAUGGAGUACUACCCAAUGCUUAAAGAAACGUGUGGUGAGUGGGAGCAUGUUGCUAAAAAGCUGAUUAAGAGACUCUCCAAUGUCAAAAGUCCAAGGAAGGGCAAACAACCUGCGAAGAAGCCAAGAAAGGAUGGGAAUGAAAGUGCUGCAAAAACUGACAGCAGUGGGGAGUCCAGUGCAUCAACUAUUAUUCUAGAUAAAUCACCAGUGAGAUCGAUGGGCACCCCAGUGCACCACCAGGAUGGCAGUGAUGAAGAAUGUAAGUAUAAUAUAAUGCACCCUCUUAUUACACCCUGAGUGUAAAUUGUGGUUUGGAUGUUACUUUUUUUUCUUAAAAAUUCUGCUAACAAUGGAACACAACUACUUCACUGUUUAUCUUGGAAUCUUUGCAUUCCAUUUAAUAGUGACAACUUGACAGGAUGAAUGAACAAUUUGAAGAUAGGUGGUUAGUUAAUUUGUUGAUCUAAUUUACAGAUACAUUUUGGUAUUUUUGUUUUAUUGUUUUGCACCAAUAACAGAUAUAUAAAGCCUUACUGUGGCAAUAAAUGGUUUACACA